ACCGUAGCAACCACAAACACACUGUUACAGCUAGGAGGCUGCAAACUAGUGUUAACAGCUUCAGAUUAUUAUAAUCAGUACUUGUAUAUGAGCUAACAGAGAUGGACUCCAGCACUUUGAUGUAUUCAUUGGAUUUAGUGUGUGGGAACGGGCUGACCCUGAGCACCGAGCAGAAGGCAGCUCUGCACACCUCUCUGCUCAUUCUGAAGAGAAAUUACAAAUUCAACCGAGUCCUGUUUUGGGGGAAAAUCCUGGGAAUUAAAAAGGAUUAUUUCAUUGCUCAGGGGGUUGGAGAAGAUGAAAUGAGGGACAGGAAGUGUUUAUACAGUUUUAACUGCAUGGAUUGGCACUUGCUCCCUCUCGCCACCGAGGCCCUGACAGCAGAGGUGGCUGUAGCAGCUCGGGGACGUUUUAUGGGCGAACCAUCACAUGAAUACCAGCACACUGUGAUACGGCACCAAGGAGAAGGAGAUAAUGCUGUGGAGGAAGAAGUCAUGGUGAAAGUGAGUGAAGAGAAGAGGCUAGCUGUGACUGUCUUUACCAUCAAUAAUGAGGUGGCUGUUGUACCACGUGGCGCAUACAUUAAGAGCCCUAAUGGCAUUGUACAGACGAACCGCAGCUUUGAGGGCCUGAACCCCACAGAGGCAGGAAAGUUGAACAAUUAUUUACACUUCUCUGAGCCCAAGAACCUGAAGAAGAAGUCCAUUUUGGAACUGGCUGAUCUGAAUCCUUCCAUUGACUUCUUGGAUCCUCUAAUCGAUGACAUUCCCAAAGAAAUCAAGAUUCAUCAGACCAGGCUAUGUUUCUCCAGUCUUCAUCUGUACAGUUUUGGUGAGCCUGUGCCCGCUGUACCCUCAGCUUUCUGUUCUUGUCUGACAGAAGUGGAACCUGAUGUGGUCUUCUGCUGUUGUAACCCAUCUACCUCAAGGUUCAAUGUGUUGUGCAUUCUGAGAUGCUUUUUUGCUCACCAUAAUUAUACAGAGUGGUCAUCUGAGUUACUGUAGCCUUUCUGUCAGCUCAAACCAGUCUGGCUAUUCUCUGUUGUCCUCUCUCAUCAACAAUGCAUUUCCACCUGUAGGACUGAUGCUCACUGGAUGUUUUUUCUUUAUUGCACCAUUCUAGGUAAACUCUAUAGACUGUUGUGUGUGAAAAUCCCAGGAGAUCAGCAGUUAAGGAAAUACUCAAACCAUCCGUUUGGCACCAACAAACAUGCCAAGAUCAACAUCAUAGAGAUCACAUUUUUUCCCUAUUCUGCCAGCCCGUAUCUGCAUGAUUUUACACAUUGCACUGCUGCCACACGAUUGGCUGAUUACAUAAUUGCACAAAUGAGUAGGUGUACAGGUGUUCCUAAUAAACUGUUCUGUGAGUGAAUUUAAUAAUGCAAAAUUAGGGUAGGUAAUGUUUAUUUUACAUGUGGCAUUCAUUUUUAAGGGUUACUCUGGCAAUACGUCAGCCAGAGCCUGUGUACAUGGCAUACACAUAAAAAAAAUUACUCCUUACAAAAAAAUAAAUAAAUUCACACUCAACCUGAAAAGACUUUCCACCUUGGAUUUCUCCUUUUAUUUAUUUAUUUAUUUAUUAUUUAUUUAUACUUUGACCAAAAUGCAU
This is a messenger RNA of Ictalurus punctatus (channel catfish), 1608 nucleotides long. It is a transcript of the gene rsph9, whose product is annotated as radial spoke head component 9. Gene Ontology annotation, cellular component: axoneme; radial spoke. The coding region runs from base 102 to 1004 and encodes 300 amino acids. Lineage: Eukaryota; Metazoa; Chordata; Actinopteri; Siluriformes; Ictaluridae. Gene Ontology annotation, biological process: cilium movement involved in cell motility; motile cilium assembly; axoneme assembly. The record is from RefSeq and is a predicted model, not a curated record. The transcript has 5 exons.